This is a messenger RNA of Aspergillus saccharolyticus JOP 1030-1, 531 nucleotides long. RefSeq lists its product as uncharacterized. The transcript has 4 exons. The coding region runs from base 1 to 531 and encodes 176 amino acids. The record is from RefSeq and is a predicted model, not a curated record. Lineage: Eukaryota; Fungi; Ascomycota; Eurotiomycetes; Eurotiales; Aspergillaceae.
AUGGGCAAGUCUAAGAAUACCAGUAAACCACUGACACAGGAAGAGAUUUGGGAUGAUUCCGCGCUGGUCCAGAGUUGGGAUGAAGCUGUCGAGGAAUACAAACUUUAUCACAGCAUCCAGGCAGGAAGGGAAGAUAUAGAUGAAGUACUGAGAGAGGCAGAAGCUGCAGAGAACCCUCAAGAUACUCCACUCAAGCAAAAUCUCGACGAAGUGGUCGAUCAUAUGGAUCAUGACGCGGAACCCUCUGUAAUUGAUGCAGCUCCUGCUGAAGCCAAAUUAGUAGCCGAUUCUCAACAAGACUCCACCCUUGAUACAUCCAAUACAUCACACACCUCCGCAGCUUCAGAGCCCACAAUGAAGCCCUGUGGCACUGGUUUCAAUCCUGAAGGAGCCGUGCCUACGCCUCAUGCCGCUUUGGCGCAAGUGCAAGACAAAUGCUUGAAAAACCUCAUGAUGGCCUGGUACUAUGCUGGAUACUAUACUGGUCUCUAUGAAGGGCAGCAGCGAACAAAGCAGAAUUAUGAUUCCUGA